Photinus pyralis (common eastern firefly) is the source of this 3491-nucleotide messenger RNA. RefSeq names its product nuclear pore complex protein Nup133 (gene Nup133). Bases 86 to 3475 code for a protein of 1129 amino acids. NCBI's taxonomy places the organism in Eukaryota, Metazoa, Arthropoda, Insecta, Coleoptera, Lampyridae. The transcript has 11 exons. Gene Ontology annotation, biological process: poly(A)+ mRNA export from nucleus; transcription-dependent tethering of RNA polymerase II gene DNA at nuclear periphery; protein import into nucleus. The record is from RefSeq and is a predicted model, not a curated record. Gene Ontology annotation, molecular function: structural constituent of nuclear pore; protein binding. Gene Ontology annotation, cellular component: nuclear pore outer ring.
AACAGCCGCCUGAACAUAACCUAUAUUUUUCAAUUUUCAAACUGUUGUGAUUUGUGAAUUGUGUAUAUCUCUUUACUAAAUAAGAAUGAAUUUAUCGUCAACGUUAGAUCGAAGUUUACAAAGCCCAUUUUCUCCAAGGGCUCGCGCCACCAUUUCAUCUAGACGUGUUUUGCCCGGAUUUCAAACACCUUCUAAAGCUCCACCUUCAACAAGAUCGGUUCACCUAAAUCAAGUGAUAUUAAAAUCAUCUAAAAAUUAUGCGGAACGAUUCGGAGAAUCUCUCCCAGUUUUGGUAACGGAAGCCAUUAUUUUUGCCGAUAAGAACGUGUUACUGUCGGCACGCAUUUCAAAGUGUGGGUAUGCAUGGGUGGUGUGUGGUCGGCGAUUGCUUAUAUGGCAGUACCGUCAAAGUGUAACCCAAAAUAAGCCGUUAGUCAAUAAUCAAUGUUUCGAAUUGCAACUUCCCCAAAGCGACUUGGCUCAUCGAGCAGAACUAGUUUCAGUUUUUACGUCGAGCACUUCUGCUGUGCCGUCUUGUAUUGCCGUGUCACCUGAAGGUGUCGUACGCUAUUGGCCUUCGGUGAUCCAUGAUGGUGUAUCAGUAGAGCAAGCGGUUGAUUUGCAGGGCCAGGAGUGCGACAGCUUAACUGAGAUUGGGGAACUCGGUUGCAUAUUAGCGACGACUACAUGUUCCGUAGUGUGGGUGCAACCUUCUGCUUUAGGAAGUAGAGCAAGUUUGACCUGCCGUGCAUUUCGUAUGCCGACGGGAUGGCUGGGUGGAUUAAGUAGGAGGAUAAGCUCGUUCAUAUUUGGACCAAUGUCUGCAGAUCCUUCGACUGAAACUCGUCUCAUCCGUGUCUUGGCCGUACAACAAAACGAAAACGUUUGGAUUGUGUAUGUUUUAGCAGGACAUUUACUUCAAAAAUGGAGAUUGCAAAGCAAUAAUGAGGAGCAGCUGGUAUUUGUAACUGAGCUAAAUCGAUUAGUACGUGAAAGCUUUUGUUCAACCAUUUGGGAGCAAGGCGGCGGUGAUCACUCGGAUGUCGACACUUGGCUUCUAGAUUUACAAUCGGAUAAAGGCAGCAUCGUUUUAUUAGCAGCUGCCGUUAAUAUGCAUCUUUCACCACAAGUUCACUAUGCCAUGGUCUUCAUAGAUACGAAUAAUAAUCCACAAACUCCCAUCCGCAUUAGGGAGGUAAUUCUGUUGAAAUUGAGCGGUAUUUACAGAGAAGAGAAUUCUACCGAAUCGCUUUCGUAUCAGUUAUUGCUUUGUGGUAGUUGUGCAUACUUGUAUAAUCAUCAUAGCAUCACUGUGCUCAAUUCACCGCACGAACCUGACAUUUUAAAAUUUACGAAUAUAAAGGACUCAGUGUUAGGUGGGGCGGUCUGUGCUAAUGCUCCACUAUUUUUUUUGCGUAAUCAUGGCCUAGUUUCCAUAUCUUCUUAUGAUGAAGACAUCGACUUAAGUACUUCAGUGACCUCUCGAGUUGAUGGAAGUCACGAUAUUGAUGUCGGUAAUCUCUGCAUAUUCUCGAUGGAUGUCGAUGAAAUUUGCGCAGCAUCUUCGAGCAUCACCAGUAAAAUAAAAGCUGCCUUUUUAUUUUACAUAAAAAAUCAGCAGUCAGCUUGCCAGAGCAUUGUCCAGGAAUUACUCGCAGAGGAUUCAGGAACUACUUGUGAUUCAACAAUCAAUAAAUCCAUCGUAGAUAUUGGUCACGAAAUACUAGACGACACUCCGGCAGGUGAUCCUCGUUGGACUCAUGGUAAACGGAUUGGUAUUGGCAGUUCGUAUUCCAUGCAAAUUUUACACCAACUGCAAGAUAAACUGAAGUCGUUUAAUUUAUUUCUGCGUUUUCUUCGAGACUUAAAUUUAUUUAGUUUUCUUACGACCAUAAAUGUUCGUCAUACAACAUUUGCAACAGUUUACAUCUUGGGAGAGCUACCUGAAAAGAUUGCCGCUGCCAUUUCCUUGAAAAGGAUAGGUCACAAUGAAAUAUUCGAGAAUGCAGUUAAUGCAUGUGUCGAGGACUCCGAGGUCUCUGUUGAAACCGGUCUAACUAAGCAAGAUAUCCUAUUUAGCGAAGUUACGAAAAUUUAUAAAGUUUUGCAAGAACUGGUCGAGCACUGUGACCAAGUUGCUCAUUCUGAUCGUAACCCUUCAGAAGUUGUGACACUUAUUAAGGAGACUAAUGACAUACUUCUGGUUGCACUAAAAGACAUAAUUCAACAACGUCAACAGAAUCAAGGUACUUACGUACCCAGUAGUAAAGUCUUGCAGUUAGCACCUGGUUUUAUGCCUUGGACUGCUGCGCUUGGACCUGAAGGUUUACACGACUGCAUUUUACUACAGCAAUCACUAACGUACAAUUACGGCACUAAAAUUACUAGCGACGGUAAUAUACGCAAUAUCUUAUAUGACCAGUUAGGGUUUUUGCUGGACUUUAUCUUGGAUGGGUACAAGUCGUAUGUGGACAGUGUUCGAGGAACUAGCCGAGAGGGUAUAGCUCUGCAGCAAUACAAAAUUGAUCGUCAUAAACUCAUAUCCGUGUUACUUGCUGAAAAACAGUGGGAGAAAUGUGCCAAGUUAGCUGAAAAGUACUUAGACUUUGAAGCUUUGGUUAAUAUAUGUGAAUUGACUGACAAUCGACAUCGGCUAGAAAAUUACAUGGAAAAUUUCAGUUCAGAAGGAUUUUCAGAAUUUUUAUAUUCGUGGUACUUGCAAGAAAAUCAACCGGGAAAACUUAUUAGUCAUUACCGUACCCUAACAAAACCGAAACAUACGCAAAAACUGUCAAAUUUCUUAACCGAUCACCCCUCGUUAGCCUGGAUACAGAACAUGUACGAUGAUAAAUUCUCCAAUGCAUCAAUGAUUUUAAAAAAUUUAGCGUUAAAUGAAACAGAAUCCAUUGUAAGGCAAAAGACUAUGUUCAGUAUCAGUAAGUUAGCAAUGUUGGCCUCAGAUGAUGAUGAAAAUCUCAUAAAAAACUAUGUGGAAAAUAUUAACGGUAGAUUAGAACUGGUAGCCAUUCAAGAGGAGGUACCUGAUUAUGUACUUCAACACUUUGGGUACGAUACCAUUAAUAGAAAGGUGCUUUUGCCGAAAGACUUAAUCCACCUAUACACAUGUGUCGAAUACAAAGAGGCUGGUGAUGUUGAGUUUAAGAAGGCUCUCGAUUUACUGGAAUAUGUAGACGAUGAGAAGCGUUCUGAACUUUUACUUCAUAUAUGGAAGGCUGCCAUUCUAAGAGAUUCUUGGCUACAAGGGAAUAUUGAUUCUCCUAUGGAAAUUUUGCAAAAUACACUAUUUUUUAAAAUAUGUGAUUUAGCCCGUAUUUUUGGAGGAAGCGCACACGAUUUCCUUCCACCCAUUGAAGAUUUAAUGGAAAUACCUGAACUGUCUGUUCUGCAUGAAAAUAAAAAUUUUCAAUACUUAAUUAAGCUAGCAUAUGAAUAUUUGUACGGAAAUGAAGAUUAAAUGAGCAUUUUUACUA